AAUUUAUUUGACUGCUUAUCAGUUUAAAUGGUUAAUUAAAGCAAAUUUACACAUAAAGCGGCGCUACAAAUAUUUUUAAUAUUUUUAUGUGUCAUUGAAAAAGUCAAAAGAAAUAAAAAUCCUGGAGUAAAAAAAUUAUUUCUUCGAAAAAAAAAAUCCCGAAGACAAAAAACGAAAGAUAAGAAAAUAAAAUAAAAUCAAAGCAAGAAUUUAAUUAUCGUUAAAAAGAAUACGAAAAAGCAUAAGAGAAAUUAAUUGUGAAGAACAAGGAACGCUCAACAUUCAAGUGGUAGACGACAAUAAGGCGUUCCCUAUGUUGUAUAACAAUAAGAUAGCAUUAAUGAAAAUUCGACGAAAUAUUGACUAUAAUUACCUUAAUACAUCAAACGUUACAUAACAUUAGAUUUAAACCAAAAUUUCUUCAAAUCAAUUAAAGAAUUUUAUCAUUAAGAAUUCUUUGUGAAGGGAAAAAAAAUCAAGUCAGAUCAACUUGAGGAAGAGAAAAAUUUUCGAGACAAAAAAAAUCACAUCCAUUGUCAAGUUGAAGAAACGAGAAAAGAAGAUAACGACGAAAGGAAUAAGAAUUGAUAGCUGAAGGGCUGAAAAUUUGAUUAAAAAGUAUUUGAAGAUUACAAUUGAAAGAAACAAAAAAGAAAUCCUAAAAAUAAAAAAAGAGAAAUUUUUUCAUCUGUUGCUAACUCUCAAUUUGUGCCAAAAACGAGAUGAAUAUGAAGACAUCAUCGGCAGUUGCAUUACUUUUAGUUUUCAUUUUUACACUUGCCACGUCAGUGCUGGCACGUCCUCCUAUACCAUCAUAUGAUUCAGAGGAAUACACAGAUAACAAUGUCGUGGAUUCAAUACCAAUAGAGGAACAUGAUGAUGAUGAUAUGUACAAAUAUGUUAAGGCUGAACGAAAUGAGUAUGUUGAAAUAUCAGAAAUGCCGAAAAAGGACAUUUACUAUCCAGAUGAGCCCAUUGAAGCUGAAUGCCGAGUAUCUGGCUACCCUGUUCCAACUGUUGAAUGGGUUCAUGGAACUGGAUCAAGAAACAAUGAUGAUUUUGAGACAAACACGAUCAUGGAGAGAAGCCCAUCGGGUAUUGCUACCGUUGUUGCAAAAUUGAUUGUUAGACCACAGCACAUCCCACAAAAUGGAGCAAAACGUACAUUCACAUGCGUUGGAAAGAGUGGAGGAAAAAUCGCUAAAGCCUCUACAACCGUUCACUUCAAUCACCAUUCAGGUUCACAUUUAGACUCAAAUGAUAUGAUUAAAGUACUUACUGGAAGUGACAAAGUUCAAAUUUUCGAGUACUAUGAUAGUCUUUUCGAUAAUAUUGGAUCAACAGUAUUCCUUCCAUGUAAAGCAACAAACAAUGCCGAAAUUUACUGGAUUAAUACAAAGGAGCAAGUGAUAAAAGGACAGGACUCAAGAUUCAAAGUGCUAUCAAAUGGUGAGCUUAUGAUAACAAAUCUUCAAUUCCAAGACAUGGGUACAUACAUCUGUCUGGCGAAAGAUGGAAAGACAAAGGACGUUGCAUCAACAUUUGUAUAUGCAUUGAAAAGGAGUCAUAGUAAGGAGUAAAUAAUUCAUAACAAAAUAUUUUUGCCAACAAGUCAUACUCUCAACAAUUUUUUUCUAUGUCCAUAUUUGAAUGUACGAAAAGAAUUUCAUUGCACUCGCUCAUAAAUGUUAAAAAAAAU
Messenger RNA from Chironomus riparius, 1699 nucleotides. Lineage: Eukaryota; Metazoa; Arthropoda; Insecta; Diptera; Chironomidae. The record is from the annotation of a GenBank genome assembly.